UGCACCUCCUCCUCCUCCUCCCACAACACCUAGCACUCAACCAGCUCCUUCAAAUUUUCCACCUAGGUCAUCAUCAUCCCCACCACCGCCAAAUCAGUUGGCGCCGCCUCCGGCAUCCAUUCUUACUCCACCUGGAAACGGAUCACAGACAGAGAAUUCAGGUCCUACAGCUGGAGGAGGUGGUAAUGGAAUUGGUACCGCUGCAAUAGUGGCUAUCAGUGUAGCGGCGGGAAUUCUGCUGUUUGGGAUCAUUGGAGUUGCAAUUUGGUGCAUGAUGAAGAGGAAAAAGAAAAAGGUGCUGAGCAAUGGUGGUUACGUCAUGCCAACAACUCCUGCCUCAUCUCCUGAUUCAGAUUCCUCAUUCUAUAAGACGCAUUCUUCAGCUCCUCUUGUACAAAGCGGCUCUGGCAGUGAUGUUUUGUAUACACCAUCUGAUCCUGGUGGACUAGGCCACUCAAGGUCGUGGUUUUCGUAUGAAGAAUUAAUCAAGGCCACAAAUGGUUUCUCAACUGAAAAUCUCUUAGGCGAAGGUGGAUUUGGUUCCGUGUAUAAAGGAUACCUGCCGGAUGGGAGAGAGAUAGCGGUCAAACAGCUGAAAAUUGGUGGUGGUCAGGGAGAGAAAGAAUUCAAAGCUGAAGUCGAGAUUAUUAGUCGCAUACAUCAUCGUCAUCUGGUUUCACUGGUUGGAUAUUGUAUUCAAGAUACCAGAAGACUGCUUGUCUAUGACUAUGUCCCCAAUAAUACCCUUUAUUUUCAUCUACAUGGGGAUGGUAGGCCGGUGUUAGAGUGGGCAAACCGUGUUAAAAUUGCAGCUGGUGCAGCUCGAGGGAUAGCUUAUCUCCAUGAAGACUGUAAUCCUCGGAUUAUUCACAGGGAUAUCAAGUCAUCGAACAUUCUUUUAGAUUACAACUUCGAGGCUAAAGUUUCAGAUUUUGGGCUAGCAAAAUUAGCCCUAGAUGCAAAUACACAUAUAACCACACGAGUCAUGGGAACUUUUGGGUACGUAGCCCCUGAAUAUGCAUCCAGUGGCAAAUUGACUGAGAAGUCUGAUGUAUAUUCCUUUGGGGUUGUGCUCUUGGAGCUCAUUACUGGGCGGAAGCCAGUAGAUACAUCUCAACCCUUGGGAGAUGAGAGUUUAGUUGAAUGGGCUCGACCAUUAUUGAGUCAUGUACUUGAUAGUGGGGAGUUGGGGAUUUUGACGGAUCCAAGGCUAGAAAAGAACUAUGUUGAAAGUGAAAUUUUCUGUAUGAUAGAAGUUGCUGCAUCUUGCGUUCGGCAUUCAGCUGCAAAGAGGCCUCGCAUGGGACAGGUUGUUAGAGCUUUUGAUAGCUUAGGAGCUUCUGACCUAACGAAUGGAUUGCGAGUUGGAGAAAGCGAGGCUUUUAACUCUAUAGCACCGAUUUCUUUAGCAAGGGUAGUUCAAAUACGUGAAAGGCACUAGCUACGCGGAGGCCUGAUUUUUGGACCAAAAUAACUUAAGUCAAGUUAAGCCGAGGGAUGGCCAUGGCUGAAUAUAAUUGGAUGAAGAUGAUAGAUCAGCUAAGGUGCAUCAAUGCUUUUGGUUUUGGAAUUGGCUGCAUCAGUUUCACACCGUUGAAUCUGUGACAGAAUUUCAUCAUUCUUUUAUCAUUGUUAGCUGUUCUUUGGCAGCAAUUUUGUUCCUGUAAUUAUCUGUAAAGAAGUCGCUUUUGUACGUAUUGAUGGUAAAGAGAAUAAAUUAAUUGAUUUUGUUACAUAGAAUCAUAAAAUAGAUGUGUAGCCGCUUCGGAUGCCCAAUGUAUAUGUUCUCUUGAAUUUCUAACAAGAACGAACAUGAUGGAUCAUGAAGUUAUUGACAA
Messenger RNA from Arachis ipaensis, 1838 nucleotides. RefSeq names its product proline-rich receptor-like protein kinase PERK9. Gene Ontology annotation, molecular function: ATP binding; protein kinase activity. Gene Ontology annotation, biological process: protein phosphorylation. The record is from RefSeq and is a predicted model, not a curated record. Lineage: Eukaryota; Viridiplantae; Streptophyta; Magnoliopsida; Fabales; Fabaceae.